Messenger RNA from Knipowitschia caucasica, 1152 nucleotides. Lineage: Eukaryota; Metazoa; Chordata; Actinopteri; Gobiiformes; Gobiidae. The record is from the annotation of a GenBank genome assembly.
AUGGUGACGCUCUUUUACAGUCGUCUGAAUGGCAUCCAAGAAAAUCAGUUUGUUGUAGAAGUUUGUGAGCGAUUAGACCACCGCUCCUGUGAAGCUCUGGAAGCCGUGCUGAAAUGGCUGCACUUUGAUUUCAUCAGUCUGCAGGCAGCCCAACUGGAAGAAAAUGGUGCAGCGUCCUUACUGGAUAUGAUUUUGUACUACGAAUCUACAACCCAUCUCGACAUUUCUGACAACAGCGCCAUGGCUACGUCGGGUUGGAGGGCCCUGGCUCAUUUAAUAAAGCAGAGCGUGCGUCUCUCCAGGCUGGACGUGUGUAACGUGUCCCUGGCUGAGUAUCCGUCCCAGUCUCUGUCUAAAGCUCUUCUGACCAGCCGCCUCACAGUGCUGCACCUGGACAAAGCCAAACUCAGCGGUCUGCCUCUCUUCACUCUGGUCUCGGCCCUGAAAUCCAACAGAAAUCUCAAAGAACUUCACCUCACUCACAACCAACUCAACAGUUUCCAGGACUCGAUGCAGCUCAGCGAUCUGCUGCGAUACAACAACACACUGCGCACUCUUGAACUAAGCAACAACCAAAUAGCUGAUGCUGGGUUUGAGGAGCUUUGUGAAGGGCUCCGAUGGCAGGGGACUGGGCUGAAGGUUCUCCUCAUACAAAACAACAAGAUCACCACCAAAGGCAUGCUGCAUCUGGCCAAAGCACUGCCGCUGCUUCGGGUGCUGCAGGUUUUGGACUUAAGUGAGAAUCUUUUGGAAAAUGAAGGAGUCCACAUCAUCAGAGAGCCGCUGAUGGCAAACUGCUCUUUGCUGCAGCUCGGCCUCGCUAACACCAGCAUCACGUGUGAAGGAGCGGUGGCGCUGGCUGAGGUCCUGGCUGAGUCGCGGCUGCUCCAGUGUUUAGACGUGAGUCAGAAUGAGGUGCGUGUCGGGGGUCUGAUGGCUCUGUGUUUGGCCCUGAGAAUAAACCGCUCCCUGGUGACGCUCCACCUGGACCAGGACCCUCCUCUAGAGCAGGACCAGUUCAUGAUGGAGACGCAGAUCAGCCUCCGAUCCCAAAUCGGCCAGCGCUGCCUCGCCAACUCCCGCCGCUCUGGCUUCUCCACCGCCUCAGUCGCUCUCACGGCUGCGGAGGACGCGCUCGACAGCUCCCCCUAA